UUAAUUUUGGCAUGGGGAGGAAAAAGUUUACUACAGAAAGGCCCAAGAAGGUUCUUUUCUGCAUCAACAAAACCAGCUCCUGGACUUUGAUAUCAAUAUCAUGCCAUAACUACUGCUGUUGAAGCUCUGCUUUCUGACUUCCUUGCUGUUGUUUCUAUUUCCAAGCUGUGUAAAUAUAUUUAUCAUAUAUAGUAGUACCAUACUUCAUUUGCUUAAACUCGUGUCGUGUUCGCAUAUUGGAUCCUUUCAUCUUGUCGUUUUGAUGUCUACACCGUUGGAACAUGAUUACAUAGGCUUGGGAGAGACUCCAUCAAUGGAUGGAAGCUCUUCUUCUGCUGUCACUGCCUCUGAGACUUCAUCUCUAAACUUCAAAGAGACAGAGCUUAGGCUUGGGCUUCCUGGUACUGAGUCUCCUGAGAGAAAAACAGGUUGUGGGCUCUCUCUCUUUGGCAAGGAUUUGCAGAAGAAGCAUAAUGUUUGUUCAGUGGCAAGCCCUCUGAAGAACCUUGUGGCUGGAGCUAAGAGGGGCUUCUCUGAUGCUAUUGAUGGGUCUUCUGGGAAAUGGGGUUUCUCUGUCAGUGAUGGAUCUGACGUUGAUUUGGGAAAAGGACCUGCUUUGUUCUCUCCUAGAGGAGGGAAUGUUGCUAAGCCUCUUGUUGGUUUAGACACUAAAACGCAGCCUAAUAAUACCACUGCAACAACAACCAUCAAAGAGGUUGGUGUCGUUCCUCAAUCUGCCAAACCGGUUCAGGAAAAGAAUAAUCAAGUUGCUGGAACAAAUGGGCAUGCCAGUGCUCCUGCGUCAAAGGCACAGGUUGUGGGAUGGCCACCAAUUCGAUCUUUCAGAAAGAACACGAUGGCCUCUAAUUUGACAAAGAACAAUGAAGAAGCUGAGGGAAAAACAGGGUUUGGUUGUCUCUAUGUAAAAGUCAGCAUGGAUGGUGCCCCUUAUCUUAGAAAGGUUGAUCUCAAAACCUACAACAACUAUAUGGAACUUUCUUCAGCUCUCGAGAAGAUGUUCCGCUGCUUUACCAUUGGUCAAUGCAAUUCUCCUGGGCUUCCUGGGAAAGAUGGACUAAGUGAGAGUUCUUUGAGGGAUCUUCUCCAUGGAUCUGAAUAUGUUCUUACAUAUGAAGAUAAAGAUGGUGAUUGGAUGCUUGUGGGGGAUGUUCCUUGGGAGAUGUUCACUGACUCGUGUAGGAGACUGAGGAUCAUGAAAGGCUCUGAGGCAAUUGGGCUAGCUCCAAGGGCCAUGGAAAAAUCGAGGAGCCAAACCUAGUGCUAAAGCGGGGUAUUCACUGAAGCAUAUAAGAUUUACAAGGGAGUUUGAGUUUAUGGUUCUGUUCCAAAUCAAGAAUAUAUGUAAUUCAGUGUCUCAUUUUAUGUGCAUUAUAGUCUGACAAGUGUUUAUCAGUAGAAUUUAACUGGAAACAUCCGGACAAUAUAUACACAUAUUUUGUUUGUUUCUCUAUUUUGUGUCUCUAUGGAUUCUUGUUGCUGUAUAAAAAACUUGUUGUGCCUUUUCUUAAUUAAUUUUUUCAUGUAUUUGUACUUGAUAUAUAUACUGAACAUUUUGUAAUUUGAUAUUAAAGUGUUAAUAACAAUAUCUCUUUGGC
Abrus precatorius (Indian licorice) is the source of this 1616-nucleotide messenger RNA. Its product is annotated as auxin-responsive protein IAA27-like. NCBI's taxonomy places the organism in Eukaryota, Viridiplantae, Streptophyta, Magnoliopsida, Fabales, Fabaceae. Gene Ontology annotation, cellular component: nucleus. Gene Ontology annotation, molecular function: protein binding. The transcript is spliced from 5 exons. The record is from RefSeq and is a predicted model, not a curated record. The coding region runs from base 263 to 1279 and encodes 338 amino acids. Gene Ontology annotation, biological process: regulation of DNA-templated transcription.